AUGGUCACAUCUUGGAAUGAGGAACUUUUUGAGCUGCCUACCUGUGAAGUAUCCCAUGGGAGGAGCACACGGAAGCAGUUUCAGCUGAUUAAAUUAAACUAUUUGUCUCACAUAUUCUGUCUUGCAUUGACCGGACUAAUCUGUGCCUCAGUUUGCGGCGCUGCUCCAUUUAACCCCAGGAUAGUUGGCGGUGAGGAUGCGGCACCUGGACACUGGCCCUGGCAGGCCAGCCUGCAGAUAUUUGGCAGUCAUUUCUGCGGUGGCUCCCUGAUCAACGAACAGUGGGUGUUGACCGCUGCUCACUGCCUCCACGGAAUGCUCCCAUUUGGAGUUCGGGUGUCUCUUGGUCGUCAGACCCUGCGUGGUGAAAACCCGAAUGAGAUAUCCCGGACUGUCUCGAGAGUCAUUAUACACCCAGGCUAUGGGAGUGCUUACGACCACGACAUCGCUCUGCUCGGACUCUCCUCGCCAGUGGAGUUCACAGCCUACGUCAGACCUGUGUGCCUGGCCGCCAGUGGCAGCGUGUUCAGCAGCGGCACAGCCAGCUGGGUCACUGGCUGGGGCUCAGUCAGAGAGGGGGUGCCCUUACCAUCGCCCCAAACCCUUCAGGAAGUGGAGGUGCCUAUUAUUGGAAACCGACAGUGCAGCUGUUUGAACAGCCAUGACAGAAUCACAGACAACAUGAUCUGCGCUGGUCUUCUGAAAGGAGGAAAAGACUCGUGUCAGGGGGACUCUGGAGGACCAUUAGUGAGUAAACAGGGAUCCAUCUGGGUCCAGUCUGGAAUAGUUAGUUUUGGUUUUGGAUGUGCUCGUCCAAGUCUGCCAGGAGUCUACUCCAGAGUGUCCCGUUACCAGUCCUGGAUCGACUCCCACAUCGGCUCUGAUAAGCCAGGCUUUGUAAAGUUCAUUUCCAGUGGAGCAGAUCCUGAUAGCAGCUAUACCUGUCCAGGUCUUCCAUCUUUACAAACAACAAGUCCAAUAACAACAAAACCACAACAACUUCCUUCAAGAGCAGUCUGUGGCAGAGCGCAUAACACUGUGGAUGUGAAGAACAAGAGUACUGUCCCUCCUGGAGUGUGGCCCUGGAUAGUAAGCCUCCAAAAGAAUGGGGUCCAUAAAUGUGGAGGUACCUUUAUUUCUGACAACUUUGUACUGACAUCUGCCAAAUGUUUCUCUACACCUCUCUCAGAUCUCAGUGAAUGGUCUGUGUUUCCAAGUCCACAUCCUAUGAAUGGAAUGGGAAACUCUGGAAUAUCUUUAGGUGUUGAAGACAUUACGUUUAGUAACGUGAAUGGGCCCAUUGCCUUGUUGCACCUGGCUGAUCCAGGUGGCUACAGCAAACACAUCCCAGCUUGUCUGGACAUCUACAGUGAAAUAUCCUUUCCCAUUGGUAGUCAGUGUUGGGUCGCAAACUGGGAAAGUGACAACGAAGGCACAGCUAGCGUAUUUCUUCGGAGCUUUGAAACUCGGGUGACAAGAUGUGGAAAUGCUGGUGAUUUGGACAACAUUUGUACUUACCCAAUGGAAAUUCAAGAGAUCAUGCUAAAAGUGUUUUUUAAUGUGGUUUUGCUUGGGGAUAUUUUUGACGAUGAGAAUUGUUUUCAUCCACAGUUCGACCAAGGUGGACCUCUGCUGUGCAAAUCUGACUCCUUGUGGUUCCAAGCAGCUGUUGUAACAAUGAAUGAAAGCACCUUUGCUCCUGAAAAUGUUCAGGUCUUUGUGAGAAUGUCAAGGUAUCAGGCCUUUUUAAAGGACAGGGUUAGCAAUAUAGCGUUUCCUGAAAGAAUU
Messenger RNA from Menidia menidia (Atlantic silverside), 1788 nucleotides. The record is from the annotation of a GenBank genome assembly. NCBI's taxonomy places the organism in Eukaryota, Metazoa, Chordata, Actinopteri, Atheriniformes, Atherinopsidae.